UGUCUUGCUUGUCAACUCACCACAGAAGAUUUGAGCCGUGUAACCAUCUUUAAGAGUCAGAUGGCUGAAACAAACUUGAAUUCUGGGAAGGAAGCAGUAUCUGGUUCUCAAGCCAACAGUGUGCGCGCUGCUUGUACCUUCACAUCUGAAGAGAAAGAUGGAACGGUUCCAACCACCUCUCUACGAUCUGAUGCGGAGCAAAAGCCUCCGCCUCCUGACAAACGGAGUCGAGGUGAUCACAACAAGGUAUCGGCAAAUGGAAAACGUCGACUUUCCACUCUGUUACUGUAA
Molecule: messenger RNA, 291 nt
Organism: Angiostrongylus costaricensis
Lineage: Eukaryota; Metazoa; Nematoda; Chromadorea; Rhabditida; Metastrongylidae
Source: the annotation of a GenBank genome assembly